CACCAACUCCAGUGCUCACACUCUCACUCACUCAACUCAGUUCUCGUUCUCACACAGUCACACUCACGCAACGAAAAAUAUGACCACCAGAAUCCCGUCGCACCAGCUCAGCAGCGGGCUGUAUGUCUCGGGACGGCCCGAACAGCUCAAAGAACGCCAGCCCACAAUGGGCUCAAAGGCUGUCCCAUAUACCGGUGGUGAUGUUAAAAAAUCCGGAGAAUUGGGAAAAAUGUUCGAUAUCCCAGUGCUUGAUCAAGCUCAAACGUCAUCGAAUCUUCCACCUUUUCCUCCUAAAGCACCUUCCCGCCCUUCUUCGUCUUCCCAACCCAAUAGUGGAUCCGUCCGAUCUGGGCCCAAUUCUGGCCCGGUAAAGAAAUCAUCCGGGCCGUUACCUCUCCAGCCCACUGGGCUCAUCACCUCCGGCCCGUUGAACUCUGGUUCACUGGGUCCGAGGAGGUCGGGGCCACUGGACGGGACCGGGUCGUUUUCGACGCCGAGUAAGGCAGCGUACGGGUCCGCGGUGACGAGCUUAGGGGAGGAGAUGAAGGUGGGGUUUAGGAUUUCGAGGGCGGCUUUGUGGGUGAUGAUGGUGGUGGUGGCGAUGGGAGUGAUGGUGGGGGCGUUCUUGAUGGUGGCGGUGAAGAAGGCGGUGGUUUUAGUAGCGGUGGGGGCUGUGGUGGUCCCGCUUUUAGUGGGUAUGGUGUGGAACUGUGUGUGGGGGAGAAGAGGGUUGUUGGGGUUUGUUAAGAGAUACCCAGAUGCUGAACUUAGAGGCGCCAUUGAUGGUCAGUAUGUUAAGGUUACUGGGGUUGUCACCUGUGGCAGUAUUCCUUUGGAAUCAUCUUACCAGAGGGUACCUAGGUGUGUAUAUGUUUCCACUGAAUUAUAUGAAUAUAGAGGAUGGGGUGGAAAAUCUGCAAAUCCUAAACACCGUUGCUUCUCCUGGGGAUCUAGACAUUCAGAGAGAUAUGUGUCGGAUUUUUACAUAUCAGACUUCCAAUCUGGGUUAAGAGCCUUGGUGAAAGCAGGCUAUGGAGCUAAGGUUGCUCCAUUUGUCAAGCCAACAACUGUGGUUAAUGUAACAAAAGGAAACAGAGACUUAUCUCCAAGCUUUUUACGCUGGCUAGCUGAGCGCAACCUCUCCAGUGAUGACUGCACAAUACGCCUCAAAGAAGGCUAUAUCAAAGAAGGGAGCACUGUAAGUGUAAUGGGGAUUGUACGGCGCCAUGACAAUGUGCUCAUGAUUGUUCCUGCAACAGAGCCUGUUUCAACAGGCUGUCAGUGGACCCGCUGCUUACUCCCAACCUAUGUUGAAGGUCUCAUUUUGACAUGUGAUGAUAAUCAAGAUGGGGAUGUAGUUCCUGUGUAAAUAUCUGGUGAAUCAUCUGAAAUUUGUAUAUCAAAGUAAAUAUUGGAAAAGUGGAAGAUGAUGAAAAGGUCACACACUGCCAGACCACGUUUCUUUAUUGUAUGUAAGAAUGGUGUAGAAGAUGGAGAAAGAAAGAGAAGACCACAUAUCAAUCAAAGAAUAGUUUACUUGUGAAUCAAUAUGCUUUGGGGAUUCUAAAUGAGAUCUCCAGGUUGAAGAAAGAACUCCCCACUAAGAAGCUAGAAGAUACUGUGUUGUGAAGUAGCUGCAUAUUCUGGUUUUGGUUGAUUUUAUGUACAUAGAUGCAGAGAUACCCAGAAGGAUUCAGAAAUAUUCGCCGUCUUCGGAUACAAUCAAUUCUAGAGUGUAAAGUAAAAUUAUCAGUGUUCCCAAGAGUUCAUAUAUAUAUUUCCAGCUGAUUUUAAGUUUGUGAGAAACUCUUUGUUUAUAUUCUACUGUUAAUGGCAUGUAAAUUGAUCAAAGCUACUCCUGUAAGAGAGUUACCGAAUCCCACUUCUUUGAAGCAAUGUGAACUGUGUAAUUCUUCUCACAACUACGAUUGUGGUUUUCGUUUCGUUUAA
Molecule: messenger RNA, 1950 nt
Organism: Pistacia vera
Lineage: Eukaryota; Viridiplantae; Streptophyta; Magnoliopsida; Sapindales; Anacardiaceae
Exons: 4
Coding region: 80-1369 (429 amino acids)
Source: RefSeq, a predicted model, not a curated record